AUGACAGUCAAUGGUGAGAAUGGAGUUGAUGAAAGCCUGUACAGUCGGCAGCUUUAUGUCAUGGGUACUGAGGGAAUGCGGAAGUUGCAGCACACCAAUGUUCUGAUAUCGGGUUUAAACGGUUUGGGUCUGGAGAUUGCAAAAAAUGUUGUCCUCGGUGGAGUUAAGUCUGUUACACUUCACGAUCCCGAAAGUGUUUCCCCUACGGAUUUAUCUUCCAACUACUAUGUUACCUCAGCCGACAUAGGCAAACCUCGGACCUCCGUUUGUCAACCGAAAAUUGCUGAACUCAACAAUUACGUACAAGUCAAUGUUCUUACCGUCCCGAAGUUGACUACGCAAAUCGUUUCCCAAUACCAAGUUGUUGUUCUGACACGGGGCUCGUCUGAAGAAUGGCGAGAGUUGUCGGAAUUUUGCCACAAAAAUUCCAUCAAGUUGAUUGCAGCUAAAACUUGCGGAUUGUUCGGGCAAAUAUUUUGCGAUUUCGGAGAAGAAUUUGUAGUGACAGACGGCACUGGCGAAGAGCCCCAUUCAGUUCUGAUACAGUCGGUCGACAGGGCUAAGGACGGUGUUGUUGUUUGUCUUGACGAUAACCGACACGGUUUCUUCGAUGACUCCUAUGUCACUUUCUCGGAAGUUCAGGGCAUGACUGAACUAAAUGGAUGUGAGCCUAGAAAGAUCACAGUUAUCGGACCACAUGCCUUUUCCAUUGGUGACACGUCGGGUUUCAGUGAAUAUAAGUGUGGUGGAGUAUGCACUGAAGUGAAAAUGCCCCAAAAAUUCCACUUUAACGAUUAUUCAACUGCCUUUAUAACUCCCGAGUUUUUAAUAAGUGACUUCGCCAAAUACGAUCGUCCCGGCCAGUUGCAUAUUAUUUUCGAGGCACUGCAUAAGUUCCAGUCGACACAUCAACGACUUCCAGCAGCAUGGAACGAAGACGAUGCAAAACUCUUUGUUCAGUGUUCUGUAAUAGGCGGAAUUGCCGCCCAGGAGGUUAUGAAAGCCUGCACAGGCCGUUUUCGUCCUAUCAGACAAUGGUUUUACUUUGACGCGAUUGAGUGUUUACCGGCACCUCUUUGCAAAGGAGGGACUCCAACCCCAAUACUAAAAGAUAAAAUAACACCAAAAGACUCUAGGUACGAAGGACAAUGCAGAAUUUUUGGCGGCGAGUUCCAGGAAAAAUUGGGAAGUCUUAAGUAUUUCCUGAUGAAUAUUGUGCCUCAUGAAAACCGUGUUGGUCAAGAGACUGAGGCCGUUUAUGACGACACCUUUUUCGAGGCCCUAGAUGGUGUCGCCAACGCGCUAGACAACGUAGAAGCUCGCACUUACAUUGAUCGUCGUUGUGUUUAUUACCGAAAACCCCUCUUGGAAUCUGGCACCCUUGGCACGAAGUGCAAUGUACAGGUUGUCAUUCCACAUCUGACCGAGUCUUACUCUUCAUCUCAAGAUCCCCCAGAAAAAUCUAUUCCUAUGUGUACCUUGAAGAAUUUCCCCUAUCAAAUCGAGCACACACUGCAGUGGGCUAGGGAUACUUUCGAAGGUUUGUUUUCUCAGCAAUCGCAGGCCAUGGAUUCCUACAUGCAUAAUCCAACAGAAUUCCUCGCUAAACUGUCUUCAGGUUCGGGCAGUCAACCCAUAGAAACCUUGGAGACCCUAAAAAAUAAUCUAGUCACUUCCCGUCCAAAGAACUUUGAUGACUGCAUCGUUUGGGCCCGUAACUUGUGGCAGGAGUUCUACACAAAUUCCAUCAGUCAACUGCUCUUCAACUUCCCCGCUGAUCACAAAACUACGACAGGCACUCCAUUCUGGUUUGGCACCAAGCGUUGUCCGCACCCCUUGAAUUUUGAUGCCCAAAAUCCCACCCAUCUUGCCUUCAUUGUCGCUGCGGCGAACAUCCGUGCUUUCAUGUACUCUCUUCCUGAAUGCCGUGACUUCGAUGAAAUAGCUCGCAAAGCCGCUGCCAUACAUGUUCCCGAGUUUGUUCCCCGUAGCGGGAUCCACAUUGAUGUUACUGACGCGGAAAUGCAAAGCCACGCUUCUGGUAACGUCCAAAAAGGCAGUUUGGAGGAAUUGCGCAACUCGCUUCCUAAACCAGAGGAACUAUCUGGUCUCAAGGUGAACGUUGUCGAUUUUGAAAAAGAUGAUGACUCAAACUUCCACAUGGACUUUAUCGCAGCAGCCAGCAACCUUCGCGCGGAAAACUAUGGUAUCCCCCCUGCCGAUCGCCUGAAAAGUAAGUUGAUCGCAGGCAAAAUCAUGCCCGCGAUUGCCACCACAACCAGCCUGGUCGCAGGCCUCGUCUCGUUGGAACUCUGCAAACUCGCACAAGGAAACUUUGACUUGGAACUUUUCAAGAACAGCUUCAUCAACUUAGCUCUCCCCUUCUUUGCGGCCUCGGAACCAGUGCCGCCCGAGAAGUGGAAGUACUACGAUAAGGAGUUCACGAUCUGGGAUCGCUUUGACUUGGAGGGCACAAUGACUCUCCAAGAGUUCUUGGAUUACUUUAAGGAAAAACACAAGCUGGACAUAACGAUGCUAUCUCAGGAUGUAUCUAUGCUCUAUUCAUUCUUCAUGCCCCAGAAUAAGCGAGCUGAUCGACUGAAAAUGAAUAAGAAACACAUUGCGCCGCAUGUUCGUGCUCUGGUUUUUGAACUCUGUGCUACGGAUAUUGACGGUGAAGACGUCGAUGUACCCUACGUGCGUUAUGUGCUGAACUCUGACAAGUCAACUUAG
Dibothriocephalus latus is the source of this 2733-nucleotide messenger RNA. The record is from the annotation of a GenBank genome assembly. NCBI's taxonomy places the organism in Eukaryota, Metazoa, Platyhelminthes, Cestoda, Diphyllobothriidea, Diphyllobothriidae.